CGAAAGUUGCACAUGGAUAUGUUUUCUACGCAACCUGUGCAGCCAGUGGUGGCUGGAAUUUUCUACGGUUUGGAGUGGCAAGGUCCGAACCCAGAACAGGUCUUGAGGGCACCGAGACUGUGUGAAGAGCUGCAAAAAGCAGCGCAAACAGUUCGUCUUGAUGCAGAUGACUUUCGUCAGCUCAAAAUGUCUUGGGUGAUUUCGCAAAUGAAUGAAGCCAAACAGGAGCCGGAAAAGUAUUCCUUGAUUGCGGCUGCAAUCUUUCUUGGCACAGCCCAGGCCUGUUUGAAGGGAAUCUACACCUGUGAGACAUCCCUGAAGCAGGUCGAUUGCCGUCAUCUUGUCAGACCUAUUUCUUGCUUUCACAGUCUGACCAAGAUGCCCUUGCAGAGCUCUCUGAAGGCUGUGAGCGAGAAACAACACAUCCUGUGCCAAAGUGGUUGCGAUCCUGUUGAUGCUGCACUUCAGAUGGCCCGAGCAGGUAGAAGAGUUACUCUGCUCAGGUGCACAGCAUUGGAGCAUCCGAAAAGCGAGUGUCGGACUUAUCACAACAUCCACGAGGACCAGCUCUUCUUCCGCACUACCUACUUUGAAGCUUUUGAGCGAAUUGAGGAAGACAUCCAAACAGUAGCCAAUGAUGCCAUCAGAGAGGGCGGCAUUAUUUACUCCUCUGGCAUCGGAAUUUUACGUGGUUCCUUUCAAGAUGGAGCGCCCUGGGUUGAACAGCCACCGCAAGUGGAUGUGGCGUGGUUUGGACUGCCUUUGCAUCCUCACCAUGGUGAGCAGGAAAUCUACUCGGAUCCUGAGGAAAGAAAUCUGGUGUCAUCCACUUUGGAUCGGGUCUUUGCCUGGGCAUGUGCUCAUGGAGCAGAUGCAAUAGUGAUGCCACCAUUUGCUGUCAACAUGGGCGGAUUUCUCCACCCAAGGCUACAUUUUGCUGGACUCAUCCAUGAGGCCUCAAAGCUGCACGAGCGGCACCUACCAGUUGUCUGUGUGGCGUCCGAGCAUCCAGCACACUGUCAGGCAGCUUGGUGGGAUGAUUUCUCCAAGGGUGUCAUUAAUGGAAGACCUGUUCCUCCACCCAUCAUUCACGUACCUCCGAUCCCGCUGAUGUCGGACAAACUCGUAGGGAAGGAUGCAGCAGCUCUUCUAGAGAAACGGCGGAAGCAGCAAGGUGUGUGGUCAACCAGAAGCCGACAGGUCCGGGCCUCCCUUGUUUGAUGCAGAAGAGAAACGCAGGCUCAGAGAAAGCUGGCAAAUUCAUUGCAAAAAAAUCUCAGACCCUUGCAAUUGCAAGAUGCUCUGUAUCCUCUGUAUAGUCACUGGACAUCACUGGACAACAUCCCGAAAUGGGAACAAACAAAGUUGUUCGCACUCCGAAAAGCGGAGAACAAUGGCUCAAAUCAAAAAA
Molecule: messenger RNA, 1411 nt
Organism: Cladocopium goreaui
Lineage: Eukaryota; Dinophyceae; Suessiales; Symbiodiniaceae
Source: the annotation of a GenBank genome assembly